Molecule: messenger RNA, 686 nt
Organism: Abrus precatorius (Indian licorice)
Lineage: Eukaryota; Viridiplantae; Streptophyta; Magnoliopsida; Fabales; Fabaceae
Product: GSH-induced LITAF domain protein
Exons: 3
Coding region: 1-408 (135 amino acids)
Molecular function (GO): zinc ion binding
Source: RefSeq, a predicted model, not a curated record
AUGGAGAAAAAAGAAGAAGUGGUUGUGGGAGUGCCAGUGUAUUACGGCGGCGAAAACGAAUACCAAAGGGGAGUGGUCCCUCCUAACGCGGUGGUGGGAGAUCCGAAGGGCAUCCCAAUCCAGCAGACCAUUUACAGGGACACUCCUGCUCCAUUCAACUGCCCUUUAUGCGGUAACACCGGUCUCACUACCGUCAGAUCAAAGCCCAGUCUGGCAGCAGUUGUUGGAUGCUUGAUGCCAAUGAUGCUUGGAGUUUGCUUUCUUUGUCCUUCAAUGGACUGCCUCUGGCAUAAAUAUCACUACUGCCCUAAAUGUCAUGAAAAGGUUGCUGAUUUUGAGAAAUCAGAUCCCUGUGCUGUGAUGGAUCCGCCACACUGGACACAGGAGAGCUUUGCAUUGUCUGGAUAAGAUGAUAAUUCUGUUUCUGGCAUUUGGACUUGCUUUUUCUGCAUAUCUAAAGAAGUAGCUGUUAUGUGUGCAUGGGACAAUGAAAAAUUCUGGUUACUUGCUGCUCCUGCGUUUGAUCUAAAUUUGAGUUAUCUACUUGUACAUCUGUUUGCAUAGGGAUAAUACUGUAUACACUCAUGUUUUGUCAAUAUUAUAAUUUAAAGAGAACCGCAGGCAUCCACAAUCUGCAUGCUUUGUUUUGGCCUUGGUAAGAGAACAGUUGAACUCAGUUGUUUGGU